CCAGCUUGAAGGUGAAAUUUCUGACCGGCGGCUCAACCGACAACCGCUAGUUUUGCUUUGUGCUGCAGCGUGUGGCUCUCGCGUCGUUUUUUAAUUUAAAAAACACAGAUAUCUUCUCAGCUCAGCAUGUCGUCGAUAUUCAGUGAGGUUCCUCAAGCCGUUCCUGUCGCCGUUUUUAAACUGACGGCGGAUUUCCGUGAAGACCCGAGUCCUGCCAAGGUGAACCUCGGAGUGGGAGCAUACAGGACAGAUGACAGUCAGCCAUGGGUGCUGCCUGUGGUGAGGAAGGUGGAGAAGCUAAUUGCUGAGAAUGACAGUCUAAACCAUGAGUACCUGCCCAUCCUAGGCCUACCUGAGUUUCGUUCUAGUGCAUCAAAGAUUGCUUUGGGUGAGGACAGUCCUGCCAUUCUGGAGAAGAGGGUAGGAGCUGUUCAAUGUCUAGGAGGAACUGGUGCUUUGAAGAUCGGUGCUGAGUUUCUGCGCAGAUUUCACAACGGAAACAAUAACACAAAAACACCUGUUUAUGUCUCUGCGCCCACAUGGGAAAACCACAAUGCUGUUUUUGCUAAUGCUGGGUUUGAGGAUAUUCGCUCAUACAAAUAUUGGGAUGCAGAGAAGCGUGGACUGAACAUUUCUGGUUUCCUGGCUGAUUUAGAGAGUGCACCUGAACACUCUAUCUUUGUGCUACAUGCCUGCGCCCAUAACCCCACAGGCACAGAUCCCAACCAAGAUGAGUGGAAGAAGAUUGCUGAAGUCAUGAAGAGGAGGAGUCUCUUUGCCUUCUUCGACUCCGCAUAUCAAGGCUUUGCCUCUGGAAAUUUAGAGAGGGAUGCUUGGGCAGUUCGUUAUUUCGUGUCUCAGGGUUUUGAAAUGUUUUGUGCCCAGUCUUUCUCCAAGAACUUUGGCCUGUACAAUGAGAGGGUGGGCAACCUGACAAUUGUUGCUAAAGAUGCAGACAACCUGAGUCGCGUUCUCUCUCAAAUGGAGAAGAUCGUCCGUAUCACCUGGUCCAAUCCUCCAUCACAGGGAGCUCGUGUGGUUGGGAUAACGCUCAACACCCCAGAGCUCUUUGCUGAGUGGAAGGGUAACGUUAAGACGAUGGCUGACAGGGUUUUGCUGAUGCGUGCUGAAUUGAAGGCCAAACUGCUGGCUCUCGGGACCCCAGGCACCUGGGAGCACAUCACUCAGCAAAUUGGCAUGUUCAGCUUCACAGGCCUUAACCCCAAGCAAGUGGAGUACCUGGUGAAGGAGAAGCACGUCUAUUUGAUGGCCAGUGGCCGCAUCAACAUGUGUGGCCUGACCACUAAGAAUAUUGACUACGUUGCUGAGUCCAUUCAUGAAGCCGUCACCAGAAUCCAGUAACCUUAUUUCUUGUGCCGUCUUUCCAUUUUGGUGUGAUAAAAAGGGCAUUAUUAAUGUGAUGUCCUCUCACACUCGUAACCCCCUCCGUUCACCACUUAUUUUCUCCUAAUUCAUCUGUGUGCAGCACUCCAGCAUCUUUUGCUGGCACUAUGAUCAAAUAUUAACUGUAAAUCAAAUUAGCAUUCAAGGUCCAAUAGUUGUACAAAGAUAUUUGUCUUGUGUGGUGUUUGUCUCGCUUGGACUCAUCGUCUCGUCCCCUUGUAGUGGUACACCAUGGAGUUUCAUGGCGUUACCUAAAGAAGCACUUUCUCAUGUAAUUAUAGAGUGAUGAAUCGAUAUGACAAAGUUGUGAAUAAACGGACAUUAAUA
Molecule: messenger RNA, 1731 nt
Organism: Neoarius graeffei (lesser salmon catfish)
Lineage: Eukaryota; Metazoa; Chordata; Actinopteri; Siluriformes; Ariidae
Gene: got1
Product: glutamic-oxaloacetic transaminase 1, soluble
Exons: 9
Coding region: 127-1362 (411 amino acids)
Biological process (GO): L-aspartate biosynthetic process
Cellular component (GO): cytosol
Molecular function (GO): pyridoxal phosphate binding; L-aspartate:2-oxoglutarate transaminase activity
Source: RefSeq, a predicted model, not a curated record